GCCGGUAGGAGAUGUGCAGUGAUCGGUGGUUCGGGGUUCUUAGGGCAGCACAUGGUGGAGCAGCUCCUGGACAAAGGCUACUCGGUCAACGUGUUUGAUAUUCGGAAGGGCUUCGAGAAUGAGAAGGUGCAGUUCUUCUUGGGAGAUCUCUGCAGCAAAGAGGCCUUGCUCCCAGCUUUACAAGGAGUGUCAGUGGCAUUUCAUUGUGCAUCCCCAGCACCUUCCAGUGACAACAGGGAACUGUUUUACAAGGUGAAUUUUAUGGGAACCAAAACAGUCAUUGAAGCCUGCAAAGAAGCUGGAGUGUCGAAACUGGUGUUAACUAGCAGUGCCAGUGUUGUUUUUGAGGGCACAGACAUAAAAAAUGGAACAGAAGAUCUCCCUUAUGCAAAAAAGCCUAUUGACUAUUACACAGAAACAAAGAUCCUACAGGAGAAGGAAGUGCUGGGGGCAAAUGACCCAGACAACAAUUUCUUCACUACUGCUAUUCGCCCACAUGGGAUAUUUGGCCCUAGGGAUCCUCAGCUGGUUCCCAUCCUCAUCGAAGCAGCUAAAAGUGGCAAAAUGAAAUUCAUGAUUGGAGAUGGAAAGAACUUGGUGGAUUUCACUUACGUGGAAAACGUGGUGCAUGGGCACAUUCUAGCUGCAGAGCAUCUUCAGAAAGACUCUCCCCUGUGUGGGAAGGCAUUUCAUAUCACAAAUGAUGAACCUGUUCCUUUCUGGGCAUUCAUGUCCCGUAUCUUGACUGGCUUGAACUACGAUGCACCCAAGUACCACAUCCCUUACUGGCUGGCCUAUUACCUUGCCCUCCUCCUUUCUCUUGUGCUGGUGCUGCUAAGUCCACUGGUCACCAUCAAGCCCACUUUUACCCCUAUGCGGGUUGCAUUGGCUGGAACUUUUCACUACUACAGCUGUGAACGGGCCAAGAGAGACAUGGGCUACAAGCCAGUGGUGAGCUUGGAUGAAGCCAUAGAGAGGACUCUCCAGAGCUACCCCCACCUCCGCCGGGCUAAGGCCUGAGAAGUCCUAGGGGGAUUUUUUUCUACUUGAUUUUUCCAGUGCUUUGACAGCUUAACUCAGAAGCAAGCUUCACUAAUUCUCUGGAAAACCAAAUCUUCCCCAAGUCCCUCCUCAUCACAAUCAUCAAGAAAGAUCUCUCUGGGUUGAAAAAACUUCCUGUAGUAGCUGUGCUAGUAGUU
This is a messenger RNA of Tinamus guttatus (white-throated tinamou), 1199 nucleotides long. The record is from RefSeq and is a predicted model, not a curated record. Lineage: Eukaryota; Metazoa; Chordata; Aves; Tinamiformes; Tinamidae.